AUGGCUGAAACAGUGGGGAUCAUUGCGAGUGGUAUUCAAAUUGCAGGUCUCAUAGGGACGAUCACCAAAGCUGGAUUGCAGAUCCGAGCACUCUACCAUGAGAUCCAAGAUGCCUCCGACGACGUUGCCUUCCGUCUCCAAGAACUCCAGAUCCUGUCCGGAAUCCUCGAAGACUCAAACUCGAUUUCGUCAAAUGCAAGGAAUCUCUGUGGGCUCUGUCUCUCUGAACUUCAUCUAGUUCUUGCUGAACUACAAUCACAAAUCCGCCGGUCCAGAGGAAUCAGGAGAAAGGUGGCGUCGGCGAAAGUGAUUGUGAAGAAAGAUGUAAUGCAAAAAUUGGAGAGACGACUUGAGAGAUCGGUCCAGUUCCUGAUGCUCGCAAACCAAAUCCAUACGUCGUCGACCCAAAGCUUGGUACUUCGAAACCAGGACACUAUGCUGUGCCUCCUCAAGACUCAUCCAAACCAAUUGCAGAUGCCUGGACAAGCAGUCGGCCUUUCUACAUUCGAAGACCACACAGAGCACCACUCAGCCGUAACACGUACCUCGCAUACAAGCAGUCACAAGGACUGUUCCUCGAUAUGUGUCGAGGAUUCAAGCGUGUGGCGUCUUGCCUGGUCAAACACCCACACACCCAAGACAUCUUGGACAUUUGGACUACCAUUCGCAACGGGCGCCAUUCAGUUCGAGAGGCUCGCCAUCCAGGAUACCCAUUCCGAGCUCAGAAAGGAAUGUGUCACUACAGAGGACACCGCUGCAUGGUCGUCGCCCACCGUACGCGUCAAGGUCGUCUUACCCCAAUGGCUGUCUUACAAGACGUUGGAUAUAAUUGCUUGGAAGGCACAAAUCGGGUGGAAGCAAUACCUGCGUGUGCGAAACAUAUUCCCUAGUGACAAAUCGAUGAAUGGCCCGGGAACGGCGUUUAAUCGGGCAGCGACGACAAUAGCUUCUGGGAGUCUGAACCAACUGAGGUCACAGUUCGAAGGCCGAGAAUUAACACCAUGGGAUGAAGACAGUCGUGGAACGACAUUAUUGACGUGCGCUGUGGCCCAGCGUCGAUGGGAUAUUUGCAAUUACUUGAUGGACCUUGGCCUGAGCAUACCGCACGUAUCGGCAACAUCUGAGGGCGGGAUCGACCUGAAUCUUUACGGGGCGAAUGAAAAGGAACAUUUCCAACAUCGAUUCGAGGGCUAUCCAUCCGACGGGAUGACCUACGACUAUUUUAGCCCCGAGGCAUACAAAAUUGGUUGCGAUAAUCUCGGGCUGUACAGGAGACAUCUGCACUGGGUCCGACUCAUCAACUUCCAUUACGGGAGACUUCCCACAGAUUGGAAAUUCUGGUGGUCCGAGCCCUCGGAUGAAUUUGCUGGAGACUUUUGGCUUCUCCUAGAAUCUGGGACUCAAGAAGCAAUCAUGAGUGUUCCAGGGGCUUGGGUUGACUGA
Messenger RNA from Diaporthe citri, 1443 nucleotides. RefSeq lists its product as uncharacterized. Bases 1 to 1443 code for a protein of 480 amino acids. The transcript has 4 exons. The record is from RefSeq and is a predicted model, not a curated record. NCBI's taxonomy places the organism in Eukaryota, Fungi, Ascomycota, Sordariomycetes, Diaporthales, Diaporthaceae.